CUUCCUUCCUUGUCCUCUCCCAUCGAAACUAAAAGCACGUCCUUGGAACUUCUCUGGAACUUUCUCCAACUGCCUCCCCAACAGCCAACUGCUUCUCCUGUCCUGUGCUCCCUCUGCAAACAUUCUCUAAGAAUUACAGGUCCUUAAUACUAGUUAAUCUUCAUCCCAUUAGAGAAAUACUGUGAGGGUAUCCCGAAGGGACCUCUGCCAGCUUCAAAACGGAUCAGGAUUCCCCAGGAGAGAAACCCACCAAUACAGAGUCUAAUGCCUUAAACCAGUGGCCAAGAUCUGUAACAAUGAAGCUGGUCGCAGCAGCAUUUUGCUUGAGCCUCCUUGCAGCUGGCCUGUGGGUGGGCCUCUCAUUGACAUCUGAGUCUGUUGAAGAAGGGAAACCUGGAGGAGGCGGAGGCAGUGGUGGUGGUGGUGGUGGUGGCGGCGGCGGCGGAGGGGGCAUCGGCAUCGGCAUCGGAGGUGGUGGAGGCAGUGACAGGAGCGGCGGAGGAGCAAGAGGAUGUUUUCUCCCACCAUUGCCAAAAGAAGAUUCUUCAUUCUGCAGGAACCUUGAAGUUUUCUACAUGGAGAUGGGGAACAUCAGCUGUAAAAUUGUUCCUAAAUGUAAUCUAUACAGACAGAAGAUCAUGACCUGGCAGUCGCCGAUAGUCAAGUUCCACGCGGCUUUGGAUGGUGCACAGUACCUGCUGGUGAUGGUGGAUCCAGAUGCCCCCAGCAGGUCUAGUCCCAGGAUGAAAUACUGGAGACACUGGGUGGUGUCCAACAUCACAGGUGCUGACAUGAAAAGUGGGAGUAUUCGUGGCAAUGUAAUAUCACCAUACCAGCCUCCUACCCCACCGCCAACCACUGGUCUACACCGUUACCAGUUCUUUGUCUACCUUCAGGGAGACAGAGACAUUUCUAUCCCAGACGGAGGAAGCCUGGACCGAGGUGCUUGGAAUCUGGAAAAGUUUCUGCAGCAAUACGGGCUGAAAGAUGCCGACGCAAGCACCCAGUUCAUGACGCAGUUUGAUGGGGAAUUGCCAUCAGGUUUUGGUAGAAUUAAUGACGACCAAGAUCAAUUGAACCAAAAAUAACUAACUGUUCACUAAGCUGAAACUUCGACCUUCCAGGUGUGUGCUCACGUCAUGUAAUCCACUACCGAUGGUCUGGGGAUGAAAUCUCCUCUUGGCAUCUUCCAAAUAAAAUAAAUAAAUAAAUAAAAAAUAAAUCAAUCAAACAAAAAUACAAAACAAAAA
This is a messenger RNA of Apodemus sylvaticus (European woodmouse), 1250 nucleotides long. RefSeq names its product phosphatidylethanolamine binding protein 4 (gene Pebp4). Bases 297 to 1088 code for a protein of 263 amino acids. The record is from RefSeq and is a predicted model, not a curated record. The transcript is spliced from 7 exons. NCBI's taxonomy places the organism in Eukaryota, Metazoa, Chordata, Mammalia, Rodentia, Muridae.